This is a messenger RNA of Cololabis saira (Pacific saury), 1897 nucleotides long. Its product is annotated as signal-transducing adaptor protein 1-like. The record is from RefSeq and is a predicted model, not a curated record. Lineage: Eukaryota; Metazoa; Chordata; Actinopteri; Beloniformes; Belonidae. Bases 101 to 1282 code for a protein of 393 amino acids. Gene Ontology annotation, molecular function: signaling adaptor activity. The transcript has 13 exons.
GGGAGUUGUGAACAGAUUAACACUGCCAACACUUUCAACGGUGGAUUUAUUAAACUGUGUUUUUGUCAAAUCAAUAUAUAACUCCUUAUAACCAGGAGCUAUGAUGGCAAAGCGAACGGGACGAAGGAAUAGCCAGCUGCCAGAAUGUUACCAUGAGGGUUACCUGGAGAAGAAGCCGUUCAAAGAGAAGACACCCCAGAAACUGUGGGCCUGCCUGUGUGGAAGCACACUUUUUUUCUUCAACAAUAAGAGAGACGGUGAUUACACAGAGAAACUGGAUCUCAGGGGCUUUAUCUCAGUCACAAACGACACCAGUCCAGACUGUAACUUAGAUGGGGCCAAGUUCACCCUCCAGAUGGAAGAAUCCAAUGUCAAAUUAAUUGCUCCGAGUGUGGAAAGCCGUGAGCUUUGGAAAGGCUUCAUUCAAUCUGUGGCCGAGCUGUCCGUGCCGUCCUCCCUCAACCUGAUGCCGGGUCAGAUCCACAUGCUGACCGUGGCGGUCGACAAAGAGAAGGAAAGGAUAACACAGGUCUCUUCAACCACCGACACUGACGGCAGUCAUUACCUCAGCCUCGACUCGGAGAUGCCCACUUGUUACUACCCCAUAUCCCGCAUGGAAGCACAGUUUCUGCUUGAGAGAGAAGCCAAAAGAGGAAACAUGCUGCUGAGACCGGGAAGAGAUGGAACUUCUUUUGCUGUUACCACAAGACAGAAAAUUGAUAGAACUAUAUUCAGACACUAUCGUGUGGCUCGUAAUCAUGAGGGCGGCUUCAACAUUGCUGUGGAAAACCCUGUCUUCUGCGAAACGCUGCACGACGUGGUCACCUACCUGGUAGACAAAACUGAUGGAAUUUUGAUUCCCCUCAUCAUCGAGGGCUACUACGAGGAGAAGAUCAGGUUCGUGUCAUCUGAUAAUGAAAGUGGAGAGAAGAUAGAGCAGACUUUAGCAGACCCACUUCCACCAAGUUUGCCUUUCAAACCAGGUUCCUUUGCAAAUCCUGAACCGGCUACAGAGGAAAAAUUGGAGAAGAAAGAUAACGAGACAGGGGAAUUACGUGUUGUUCCACCGCCAAUACCAGAAAGGAAACCCAUGAAGAAAAUGACACCUCCAACUCCCCUUCCCCGCAAAGGAAUCCCUUUAACAUCUGCCUCCUCCUCCUCCUCCACUUCUACCACCAACAGAGAUCCCGGAGCGCCUUUCAACGUAGACAUCCAAAAACAGAUUCCUCUGGGGAUGAUGUCAGAACUCAAACUCCGGCUGGCGCAGAAGGCCAAGGAGUGACAUGGCCACUGAAAGCCAUCCAUCUGUGAUGAAACCUGUACGGCAGCUGAUGGACAGCAGGACGUCUCCAUCACGACUCUGCUGCCCCUCCUCCUUCCUCAACUGUCUGCUGUUAAGUCUCUCUGAAGAUUGACAUUUUAUUGAUUUGGCCCUCUUGGACAUUCAUUAGUGAAUUAAGUGACUGUAAAGAUGGGUGCACAUGCCACAUUAUCUUCAGGUUUUUCUUGUACAUUUUGCACAUUUGCACAUCGACAGCACCACACUUUAUCAGAUUGUGCCAGACGUUCUGUAUCAGUGUUGAUUUCCUCACCUCAAUCUUGAAUCAUCUUUUUAUUUUUGCACAGAUAAACUUGUACUGCCUAAUAGGCACGUGAUAUUCAUGUUUAUACUACACAAUGUACUGCUGAAGUAUUUACAUGAAGAGAGUUCUUAUACUUUUGUUCUGUAGCCUCCUGUGCGUGAAUGUACUGUAAAUAGUUUUUAAGUGAAGUGAAACUCUUGCAUCUGUUGCAUCCAAUCAGAUGUGACCAAGCAAUUUCUAGUAUGCGCCGUGCAGCAGACUUAAAAUAAUAACAAAUGAACCGGUGAUAAAGUUGUUUUUUUUAAAAAGAGAAA